CGGAAGUGGUUGUGCUCGUGCCUCAAGUGGGGGAGGGGCCUCAGCAGCGGAGCGCUUUUCCCGUGAGCCUUUGCGACUUGCCAGUGUGAGCUUGGCUAGCUCUCAGGUAGCUAAUGGUGCCGCCUCUGCUUCCUUUCCAUGGAUCUGCAACGGUUCCAGGAGGGGGACCCAGAAGACUGGACCUUCCAGCCAUCGCAGGCCCCUCCUUUGAGAUGGAGGAGCCAUGUGCCAAGAUACUUGCGCUGGAAACGUUUCGUUUAGAGCAGGUUCCACCAACUGUCUAUUAUAUUCCAAACUUCAUCUCUGAGUCGGAGGAGGCCUAUCUGCUGCACCAGGUUUAUGCUGCCCCCAAACCCAAGUGGACCCAGCUGUCUGGAAGAAAGCUGCAGAACUGGGCUCCUCUCUGUAUCCUCUGCCUCCCAGGAGGGCUGCCCCACCCAAAAGGGAUGGUACUGGAGAAGCUGCCUGCCUGGCUGCAGAGCUAUGCUGAGAAGAUCUCCUCCCUCGGAGCAUUUGGAGGGAAGCUGGCAAACCACGUGCUGGUGAACGAGUACCUCCCUGGGCAGGGGAUCAUGCCUCAUGAAGAUGGACCUCUGUACUUCCCCACCGUCACCACCAUCAGCCUGGGAUCUCACACGCUGCUGGACUUCUACCAUCCCUUCAGUAGGGGGCAGCAUGCAGACAGUGAGCAGGUCCCCAUGCCCCAGACAGAGGAGCAGCGCCACUUCCUGUCCCUGCUGCUGGAGCCGCGCAGCCUCCUGGUCCUGCGGGAGGACAUGUACGUCCGUUACCUGCACGGGAUCCGACCCGCCGCCUCUGACGCCAUCACGGAGAAAGUGACCAACGUGGCGGCCUGCGGCGCGGUGCUCGGGGACGAGCUGCGCCGGGGAACCCGGGUGUCGCUCACCAUCCGCCAUGUCCCCAAGGUGCUGAAAACGGCCAUUUUCCUGGGCAGGGGGAAGUGAGGGGAGAAGUUUGCUUCCCUCCUUCCCAGGCUCUUGCCGGAGAAUGGUGCCGUGAAACGCGCAAUCAACAAGGGGGUAGGGAGGCCCAGAUGUGGAAGGCUGCAGAGACCCCAUCCUGCGGCGCGCUGGGAGAGCGGGAAGAGCGUCUCGCCCGCAGGGGAAGAGAAGAGCAGCCUCUGGGGUCAUCUGUACGAAGGCGCAGAGCCUUGGACAGGAAGCAGUGUGGUCUAGUGGUUAGAGCGAGAGGCCAGGGUAUCAGAACUCCUGGGUUCUAUUCCUGGCUCUGGGAGGGGAGUGAGCUCUAGUGGCUAGAGCAGGGGAUAGGAAGCCAGAAGGCCUGGCUGCCUACUCCCCACUUUUGCUGCUGCCUCACCAUGUGACCUUAAGGGACUCUCCCCUCCACCUCCCAGUGCCUUAGUUUCCCUGGAUGGGACAUGGCAGGGGUUGCUAUCCGUUGGUAAAGCACCCUGAGCACUUCAGCAGCGCAUGGCGGGCUCGCCUGCUCCAACCUACAUUCAAACACGUUCAUUUAAACUGAUAAACUCUAAUAAAGGCGGGGUGGGUCAUUCCACCUCGCUGGGGGCUC
Molecule: messenger RNA, 1551 nt
Organism: Caretta caretta (loggerhead turtle)
Lineage: Eukaryota; Metazoa; Chordata; Testudines; Cheloniidae
Gene: ALKBH6
Product: alkB homolog 6
Cellular component (GO): nucleus
Source: RefSeq, a predicted model, not a curated record